This is a messenger RNA of Nannospalax galili (Upper Galilee mountains blind mole rat), 1299 nucleotides long. It is a transcript of the gene Mpdu1, whose product is annotated as mannose-P-dolichol utilization defect 1. Bases 296 to 1132 code for a protein of 278 amino acids. The record is from RefSeq and is a predicted model, not a curated record. NCBI's taxonomy places the organism in Eukaryota, Metazoa, Chordata, Mammalia, Rodentia, Spalacidae. Gene Ontology annotation, biological process: oligosaccharide biosynthetic process. The transcript has 7 exons.
AAAAGCCUAGAAGGGACGAUAAGAGCGCUAUGGCGUCCACACUAGCGCCAUUUUGGGGCUUGUACUACUUUUCUCUCAACUUCAAAUAACAAGGUUGGCUGAGAGACAAGAUGGCGUGUGUGCAAGGAGGGCGGAGAACGGAGGAAGGGAAAAGCUUGCAUUCUUGAAAGUGUAAACAAAGAAGCGGAAGGCCUAACCUGACAGGCUUUAAGCCUCUAGGGCAUGUAGGCAAGGGCUGUGAAGAAGACGUUUCUUAGAACCGCCAGAGAUCUGGUGUUGGCGGGGGAAGAGAGCCAUGCUGCUGGAAGAGGCGGGGGAGUCUGGAACGAGCAUGCGCAGCGUAGGUCAAUGGCGGGCUACCGAUACUGGCGGAAGACUGCUUUCCAGCAUGGCGGCGGAGGUAGAUGGGCCGUUCAAGAAGGCGCUGGUGCCGAUUCUGUUACCAGAGAAAUGCUACGAUCGGCUUUUUGUUCAGUGGGACUUGCUUCAUGUUCCCUGCCUCAAGAUUCUCCUGAGCAAAGGCCUCGGGUUGGGAAUUGUGGCUGGGUCACUUCUUGUAAAGCUGCCUCAGAUAUUUAAAAUCUUGGGGGCCAAGAGUGCAGAAGGACUAAGUCUCCAGUCAGUAAUGCUGGAGUUGGUGGCAUUGACUGGAACCAUGGUCUACAGCAUCACCAACAACUUUCCCUUCAGCUCUUGGGGUGAAGCCCUGUUCCUGACACUCCAGACAAUCACCAUCUGCUUCCUGGUCAUGCAUUACAGAGGAGAGACUGUGAAAGGAGUCGCUUUUCUCGCCUGCUAUGCGCUGGUCCUGCUGGUGCUGCUUUCAUCACUCACACCUUUGGCUGUAGUCACCCUGCUCCAGGCCUCCAAUGUGCCUGCUGUGGUGAUGGGGAAGCUGCUCCAAGCAGCCACCAACUACCAUAAUGGGCACACAGGCCAGCUUUCAGCCAUCACAGUAUUUCUGCUGUUUGGAGGCUCCCUGGCCCGAAUCUUCACCUCCAUUCAGGAAACUGGAGACCCCCUGAUGGCUGGAGUCUUCGUGGUCUCCUCCCUCUGCAAUGGCCUCAUUGCUGCCCAGGUUCUCUUCUACUGGAAUGCCAAGCCUGCCCACAAGCAGAAAAAGGAACAGUAGAGCUGAGCCAGCUACUAGACUCAUUCCAUUGAUCCACGUACAUCAGGGUCCUCCCACAUGACCCAGCCUUCCGGUUUGACUUACCCAUCUUCCAUUCCUCUACAAUGGCAAUUCCUGAGCCAGGGUUUGUGGAAAUAGUAAAGCUUUUCUAAAGUCCUUUUCCUCUA